Molecule: messenger RNA, 4984 nt
Organism: Phyllopteryx taeniolatus (common seadragon)
Lineage: Eukaryota; Metazoa; Chordata; Actinopteri; Syngnathiformes; Syngnathidae
Product: potassium channel subfamily K member 10-like
Exons: 7
Coding region: 522-2249 (575 amino acids)
Biological process (GO): stabilization of membrane potential; potassium ion transmembrane transport
Cellular component (GO): membrane
Molecular function (GO): potassium ion leak channel activity
Source: RefSeq, a predicted model, not a curated record
GACAACUCGUCUGCGGCAAUCAGGCGAUGUUUUCAACCUUGUGUGGCAACGCUUGGCAUGCGCCAUUUGACUUGAUGUGUGCCAACCCUCUCCUUCCCUCAAGGGGAGGGACGUUUUGACCAUCUGAGACCCUGGUGCUAUCUACGCACGCCGCUGCGACGCUAGACGGCGUUGUUACUCGGUACAAUCUGCAUGUGGCGACCUCACCAUGCAGUGCGGGUUUAGUGUCAUCACGACGUACGUGAAAAUGUAAGCGUCACGUCCUCGAUGGCGCCCUCACGUUGUUCGCCGCCGCCGAUGCCGAUGCUGAUGCUGAUGCUGAUGCAGUAGGUGUGCGCCGUAGUGAAGAAGACGAAGAGGAGCCUGCCAGUCACCGCAGCAGCAGCAGCAGCAGCAGACUCUCGCGCGUCGACGAUGGGUUAUUAUUCGGUUAAAGGCAACGCAGAAGACCGCAAGGGCUCCGAGACAUUCAAGAAAUAUCCAUUUUACCGAUAGAAGCGUCGUCAGCCUGGACAACCAAGAUGAAAUUUCCGAGUGAGAAUCCAAGAAAACCCGGGAGCAGCCCGUCACCAGUGGCUGUUCAGACUAACCUGGUCCCACCCAAAAUGAUGCAGCCAGGUAUGCUUCAAUCCAGCCUUGUGCACGCCAGCGUGGCUACCAUGCAAAACCCGAUGGGCUGCUCUUUGCCCCGACUGUCAAUCUCCCGGCCCACGAGCAUGGUGGCCAGCAUGGAGGCAGUAGUUGAUGGCUCAGCUCCUUUUACCAUGAUGAAACUGAAGACGGUGCUGGCAGUUUUCGUGGUGGUAGUGGCCUACUUGGUGGCAGGAGGACUAGUGUUCCAAGCACUAGAGCAGCCAUUUGAAAACAACCAGAAGAUCACUAUCACAGCAGAGAAGGCAGCGUUCCUGCAAAAACACCCCUGUGUGUCCCCAGAGGAGCUGGAGGCUCUCAUCAAACACUCUGUUGAUGCUGUGAACGCUGGUGUGAAUCCUGUUGGCGAUACCUCUUAUAACUCUAGCCACUGGGAUCUGGGUAGUGCCUUCUUCUUUGCCGGAACAGUUAUCACGACCAUAGGGUAUGGUAACAUUGCUCCAAGCACUGAGGGAGGGAAGGUUUUCUGCAUUCUAUAUGCAAUAUUUGGCAUCCCACUUUUUGGAUUCCUCUUAGCAGGGGUUGGUGACCAGCUAGGGACCAUAUUUGUCAAAAGUAUUGCCAAAGUAGAGAAGAUGUUCCGGAAUAAACACAACCAGAUCAGUCAGACAAAAAUCAGAAUAGCGUCCACCCUCCUCUUCAUCCUGGCUGGCUGCAUCCUGUUUGUGACCAUGCCAGCUGUGAUCUUCAAACACAUCGAAGGUUGGACAGCUCUGGAGUCAACAUAUUUUGUCGUCAUCACAUUGACAACUGUUGGAAUAGGAGACUAUGUGGCAGGCGGAAAUCGGAGGAUUGAGUACCGCAAGUGGUACAGACCAUUGGUUUGGUUCUGGAUCCUUGGUGGGCUGGCCUAUUUUGCUGCAGUGCUAAACAUGAUUGGCGACUGGUUGAGGGUGCUAUCCAAAAAGACCAAAGAAGAGGUAUUGGGAAUCAAGGCCCAUGCAGCAGAGUGGAAAGCAAACGUGCGAGCGGAGCUGAGAGAGACAAGGCGGCGUAUGAGUGUCGAGGUCAGUGACAAACUUCAGCGAGCUGCCACCAUCCGCAGCAUGGAAAGACGACAGCUCGGCCUGGAUCAGCGUGCGGUGUCCAUGGAUAUGCUUUCUCCAGAGCGCCGAGCCAUCUUCAACAGCCUGGACACCAGCAGCUACAAAACCUCCUCUCAGGAGAGUAUUGACACGAAGUUGAACAAUCUUCGACUAAGGGGCGGUGAGCAGUGCGACCGUGAGUCCAACCAUCAAACCACAUCUGAGGACAACAUUUUUAACCGCCUUGGUUCGGUCACCAAGCUGGCAAAACGCAACAGGAAUCGGGACUUGAAGACGAACAUCACAGAAGAAGCUCGCCGUCCUCGUAGUGAAGCCUAUGGUUGGAUCACGGCCACAUUUGAUUGUAGCACACCUGUUGUGGAUGAAGUGACAAGGAAGGAUGAGGAACACGAAGAGACGGAAGACAAAGAGUGCAAUACCAGCUUGUCUGAAUUCCCGUUGUUUGUGGAAGCUUACAAAUCACAUAAUGGGGUUAAUAUUGAGCAAACCAAAGAGAACAAGAAUGAUGAAACACUUGAAAUGAAAGAGCUGCAUAUUGACAUGGGCACAUAGCAGUAUGUAUGUCAAAGCAAUGUUUUACAAUGCCACCAUUUGUGCCUUAGGUUUUCUCUUUUGCAGGAAUAAUGCCUGCCUCUUUGUGCUACAGUGUAUAAGGGUUCCUCUAUGUUUACUGACCCCAAGGUGUCCCAGGUUCUUACCGCUUCUUAAAAAUACCUUUGUUAAUGUAGCAUUAAAUUAUGGUCAUACUUUAUACAGUCCACACCACACCCAAAAAAAAAGCAGGCUGCAACACAGCUUUGAAAUGUUUUCUUCAUAAAAUAUCAUUCAGUGAUGUGUCCCACCACAAUAUUUUUGAGAAUUAGGGUCUUGGAUAAACCUUUCAGUAACUGAAUAGGCAGAAUUUUACCAGGAAAUUGGGUUCUUCAAACAACCACUAAUCAACAGGUGCGAUAUAAUGCUGCCACAUUGAAUAGUGUCCAAGAUAUACUUCAGGAGCAGUCUGUCCCUGAUAAACCUUCCACUCGAUGACACUGACAUGACAUUUGCUGUCCAUACUGUACUCAUCAUUAGAAAACAUCUUUUGAACAUACAACCCCAAUUCCAAUGAAGUUGGGACGUUGUGUUAAACAGAAAUAAAAACAGAAUACAAUCAUUUGCAAAUCAUGUUCGACCUAUAUUUCAUUGAAUACUCUACAGAGACAAGCUAUUUAAUGUUCAAACUGAUCAACUUUAUUGUUUCAUUAACUUAGAAUUUGAUGGCUGCAACACGUUCCCAAAAAGCUGGGACAGGGUCAUGUUUUCCACUGUGUUACAUCACCUUUUCUUUGAACAACAUUCAAUAAACGUUUGGGAACUGAGGACACGAAUUGUUGAAGCUUCGUACGUGGAAUUCUUUCCCAUUCUUGCUUGAUGUACAGCUUCAGCUGUUCAACAGUCCGGGGUCUCCAUUGUUGUAUUUUACGCUUCAUAAUGCGCCACACAUUCUCAAUGGGAGACAGGUCUGGACUGCAGGCAGGCCAGUCUAGUGCCCGCACUCUUUUAGUACGAAGCCACACUUUUGUAACACGUGCAGAAUGUGGUUUGGCAUUGUCUUGCUGAAAUAAGCAGCGCCGUCCAUGAAUAAAGACGUUGCUUGGAUGGCAGCAUAUGUUUCUCCAAAACCUGUAUGUACCUUUCAGCAUGAAUGGUUCCUUCACAAAUGUGUAAGUUACCCAUGCCAUUGGCAUUAACACAGCGCCGUACCAUCAAAGAUGCUGGCUUUUGAACUUUGCGUCCAUAACAGUCCGGAUGGUUCUUUUCCUCUUUGGCCCGGAGGACACGACGUCCACAAUUUCCAAAAACAAUUUGAAAUGUGGACUCGUCGGACCACAGAACACUUUUCCACUUUGCAUCAGUCCAUCUUAGAUGAGCUCGGGCCCAGAGAAGCCGGCGGCGUUUCUUGGUGUUGUUGAUUAAUGGCUUUUGCUUUACAUAGUAGAGUUUCAAGUUGCACUUACAGAUGUUGCGCCAAACUGUAUUUACUGACAUUGGUUUUCUGAAGUGUUCCUGAGCCCAUGUGGUGAUAUCCUUUACACAUUGAUGUCGGUUUUUGAUGCAGUGCCGCCUGAGGGAUCGAAGGUCACGGGCAUUCAAUGUUGGUUUUCGGCCUUGCCGCUUACAUGCAGUGAUUUCUCCAGAUUAUCUGAACCUUUUGAUGAUAUUAUGAACCGUAGAUGAUGAAGUCCCUAAAUUCCUUGCAAUUGUACUUUGAGGAACAUUGUACUUAAACUGUUCAACUAUUGUCUCACGCACUUGUUCAUAAAGAGCUGAACCUCGCCCCAUCUUUGCUUGUGAAUGACUGAGCAAUUCAGGGAAGCUCCUUUUCUACCCAAUCAUGGCACCCACCUGUUCCCAAUUAGCCUGUUCACCUGUGGGAUAUUUUAAACAGGUGUUUGAUGAGCAUUCCUCAACUUUCUCCGUCUUUUUUGCCACCUGUCCCAGCUUUUUUGGAACGUGUUGCAGCCAUAAAAUUUCAAGUUAAUGAUCAUUUGCUAAAAACAAUAAAGUUGAUCAGUUUGAACAUUAACUAUCUUGUCUUUGUCGUAAUAUAGGUUGAACAUCAUUUGCAAAUCAUCGUAUUCUGUUUUUAUUUAUGUUUAAAACAACAUCCCAACUUCAUUGGAAUUGGGGUUGUAGAUUAAAUGAUCUGGGUCAUUUAAAGAACUAUUUAUAUUGCAUCAGCUGUACUGCAAAUAGAGAAUUUCAGUCCCAGUUAAAUGGUACUUAAAACAUCAAUAUUUUUUAUGUUAUCAUAUUACAUUUUUAAAAGCUACCUUUUUAUCUGUCAUGAUAUUGAGUGAUAAUCUCAGAUUUUCAGAAUUCUGUGCCAUUUUAUUAGUUUUUAUUUUAAUGGUUCUAAAAAUGUAUGGUCGAAGAAAUCAGAUCUGCUUGCAAUUGUAUUGUAAUGCAGAGGGUCCAAAUAACUUUAAAAAUCAAACUUUGCAAUUGUAUUGCACUUAUUAUUUUUUUCUCAAUCGGCCACUAAAAAUAUAGAAACCCUCAUAUACUGUUCUGUUAACAUGCAGUAUUCAGCGUGCCCUAUGAAUAUGAGAUACACAUUAUAUUGGCUUCAUUAUGAUCCAGUGUAAUAAUGCAAAAUACCUUCAUAGAUUGUGCAAUUCUAUGCCAAUUGAUGGGCAACAGGAAAAAAAUGUGUUCCUCCAACAAGUGCUAAACUAGAACAACUUUGGUCAUAUUUUUGUAGCUACAUCGUGUUCUUGAUAAGAUAAUAUAAAAAAAUGAUUUUG